Molecule: messenger RNA, 1562 nt
Organism: Camponotus floridanus (Florida carpenter ant)
Lineage: Eukaryota; Metazoa; Arthropoda; Insecta; Hymenoptera; Formicidae
Gene: CSN4
Product: COP9 signalosome complex subunit 4
Exons: 8
Coding region: 96-1331 (411 amino acids)
Cellular component (GO): cytosol; COP9 signalosome
Source: RefSeq, a predicted model, not a curated record
GCACAGACCACAGACUUUUUAUAUCACACACGUCAGUUCAGUAGCAGUGGACAUAACCCGCGAGUAGUGUAAUAGCGAAAUCAUCGUGAAAAAAGAUGGUGGUGACGGUGGCUUCUGUACGUCAACAACUCACUAAUCUGGCGCAUUCCGGCGGUUCCCACAAAGAUCAGGCCGAAAAAUAUCGUUCAACGUUGGACAUGAUAUUGUUGUCUUCCGGCGAAGAACUAGUCGAUGCCUUGAAGACAUUUAUUGAAGCAAUUGUGAAUGAAAAUGUGAGCUUGGUGAUUUCAAGACAAGUUCUGACUGAUGUCAGCAGUCGUUUAUUAUUUUUACCUGAUGAGAUAUCAAAAGCUGUUUCACAUUACACUCUAGAUAAGGUUCAGCCACGUGUGAUUUCUUUUGAAGAACAGGUAGCUAGUAUAAGGCAACAUUUAGCUGAUAUUUAUGAACGUAAUCAGAAUUGGCGAGAAGCUGCAAACGUUUUAGUUGGUAUACCGUUGGAAACAGGACAAAAGCAAUAUACUAUUGAUUACAAACUCGAGACUUAUCUUAAAAUUGCUAGAUUAUAUUUAGAAGAUGAUGAUCCAGUACAAGCAGAAGCGUUUAUCAACCGAGCAUCACUUUUACAGGCCGAGUCUAAAAAUGAACAAUUACAAAUCUAUUAUAAAGUCUGCUACGCAAGAGUACUAGAUUAUAGAAGAAAGUUUAUAGAAGCAGCUCAGAGAUACAAUGAAUUAUCAUAUAGAUCCAUUAUUCAUGAAGACGAACGUAUGACUGCUCUUAGAAAUGCAUUGAUCUGCACAGUAUUAGCUUCCGCAGGACAACAGAGAAGUCGAAUGUUGGCGACCUUAUUUAAAGACGAACGUUGCCAGCAACUUCCAGCUUAUUCGAUUCUUGAAAAAAUGUAUUUGGAUCGUAUUAUUCGACGUUCGGAACUACAAGAAUUUGAAGCGUUACUACAACCUCACCAGAAAGCAUGCACCAUCGACGGAUUAGGCUCUACUAUACUCGAUCGUGCAGUCAUCGAGCAUAACUUAUUAUCGGCUAGUAAACUAUAUAAUAAUAUUUCGUUCGAAGAAUUGGGCGCAUUGUUGGACAUUCCACCUACUAAAGCGGAAAAAAUUGCUAGUCAAAUGAUUACCGAGGGCAGAAUGAAUGGAUAUAUCGAUCAAAUAGAUUCUAUAGUACAUUUCGAAACACGCGAAACUUUGCCGACAUGGGACAAGCAAAUACAAUCAUUGUGCUACCAAGUGAAUCAAAUAAUCGAAAAAAUAGCUCAAACCGAACCAGAAUGGAUCGCGAAAGUAAUGGAAGAUCAGAUGGUGCAUUAAUAUAGAUUUUGUUUAAAGUGAAGGAAUAUCGUCGUCGCAAAUAAAUCUCAUUUAUAAUAAUUAUUGUAUAACAGAGUCAGAGAGAGAGUCAAAAUAGUAAUCAUUUAUAUUAAUAAUUCAUUCUUGAAAUGCAAAUAUUGUCCGAUGUGCACAUCCUCCUCCCCUUCAUUGUAUUUAUUUUAUCUACAAUGUAACAUUUCGUCGAAUUUUUCAGAAAUAUAUCCACAUUGU